This is a messenger RNA of Poeciliopsis prolifica (blackstripe livebearer), 1402 nucleotides long. It is a transcript of the gene foxa1, whose product is annotated as forkhead box A1. NCBI's taxonomy places the organism in Eukaryota, Metazoa, Chordata, Actinopteri, Cyprinodontiformes, Poeciliidae. Gene Ontology annotation, molecular function: RNA polymerase II cis-regulatory region sequence-specific DNA binding; transcription factor binding; DNA-binding transcription factor activity, RNA polymerase II-specific. Gene Ontology annotation, biological process: anatomical structure morphogenesis; regulation of transcription by RNA polymerase II; cell differentiation. The record is from RefSeq and is a predicted model, not a curated record. The transcript is spliced from 2 exons. The coding region runs from base 167 to 1402 and encodes 411 amino acids.
UUCACUCCUCUCUCCUGCUCCGCUCCUCUCCGCCUGACUCGGCUCGGCUCGGCUCGGCUCGACUCGGCGCUUCUAUCCGGACCGGGAGGCUGUGACCCAGGGAGCGGGACAGGUUCACCCCGGAGCGGGAGCAGCAGGGUCCGUGUUCCGGCUGCGGGCCGCCGUCAUGCUGGGCACGGUGAAGAUGGAAGGCCACGAAGCUCCGGACUGGAGCGGAUACUACAGCGAGGAGGUAUACUCUCCAAUGGCAGGCACCGGGAUGGGUUCUGGUCUCGGAAUGGCGUCCAUGUCUGGCUACAUGUCGAGUGGCGGCACCACGUCGGGCUCCUUCAACAUGUCAUACAGUGGUACCGGUCUCAGUCCGUCCCCCGUAGGAGGGAUGGGGGGCUCCGCUCCAGCACCUAUGUCAAGCUUAAGUGGGGGUGUGGCUUCCAUGGGUGGGCCUCUGAGCCCGUCCAGUAUGAACUCAGUGUCGGCCCAGCAAGCCUCGUUGGGUCUGAACCCGUAUGGAAGCAUGAGUCCCAACAUGGGCUCCAGCAUGGCGUACGGUAGUGGUGGACUGAACCGAAGCCGUGACAACAAGACGUUCAGACGGAGCUACCCUCACGCAAAACCCCCCUACUCCUAUAUCUCACUCAUCACUAUGGCGAUCCAGCAGGCGCCAAGUAAGAUGCUGACUCUCAGUGAGAUCUACCAGUGGAUCAUGGACCUGUUCCCCUACUAUCGUCAAAACCAACAGCGUUGGCAGAACUCCAUCCGCCACUCGCUGUCCUUCAAUGACUGCUUCGUCAAGGUUUCCCGUUCCCCUGACAAACCGGGGAAAGGUUCGUACUGGACCCUGCACCCAGACUCAGGCAACAUGUUUGAGAACGGCUGUUACUUGCGACGUCAGAAGAGAUUUAAGUGCGAGAAGAAGACUCCGGGGAAACCAGACGGGAGGAAGGAGCAUAUGGGAGCAGGGGGCGGCCGUUGUACCUCUCCUGCCGGAGAUUCUGCCAAACCUGCCGGACUUCUGGACUCAUCUGUGGCCUCCUCCAGCCAGACGGGCUCCCCAGCCAGCCUGGACCUGAGGGGAGGUGUUGGCGGGGUGUCCGACCUGAAGGUAUCCAGCUCUCAGUUAUUGUCUUCCUUGUCACUUCCUCCGCACUCCAUGGCCCAUGAAACUCCUCUGCAUAUAAAAGGAGACCCCCACUACUCUUUCAACCACCCGUUUUCCAUCAACAACUUAAUGUCGUCCUCGGAGCAGCAGCACAAACUGGACCUGAAGGCCUACGAGGCUCUGCAGUACUCUUCUUACAAUGGUGGGGGGGCGUCCGGUCUUGGGGGGAGGACCAUGGAGCCUCUUGAGGCCUCCUACUACCAGGGCAUGUACCCCAGACCGCUCCUGAACAGCUCAUCAUAG